CUUCUGAAGAGUUUCAAUACUCUACUAGAAAACGUUCCAUUGUCAACAAAACGUGAAAUCCUUGGUAGGAAACAGUUUCCAGAACAGUUGUCAGUGUUAUGUCAAAACAUAGCUCAAGUCGGUGAUUAUGAGGUGCAAGUAUGCAUCAUUGAAUUCAUAUUCCGACUUGUGCCAAAGAGCAUGAGGACAGAGUAUAUGAAGAAAGUUCUGGAUGACAGUCAGCAGUGGUUAGAAUUUCUUGACAUCAGUGACAGCAGAUUUGAAAUUGACUGCAGACGUUUUCUGAACAAGCUGAAUAAAGAAAACACGUGUCCUAUGACCAGGGUUACCUCUUAUCCAGCUGAAAUUGUAAGCAUCGAUGGAGUUAAGCUCUAUAAACCUAAUGAUAGUGGAUAUGAUGACUUCUGGGUAGACUUGAACCAAGGGAGCAGGCGUAUAGGCAUAUUUUGUGAGCCGAACUUCUUGUCAAGUCAGCAAAGCCAUAACUCAGAGCAGCUGUGGGAGACUGUAUCUAUCUGGGCUCAAGAUGUGAAGCGAUAUUCCUGUUCAGCUCAAGGCACGUCUUGGAAAGCCCUAAUAGAGCUGAAAGUUGGAGCUGAAAUGAUAAGCAAUAAGGAACCUGAUAACCUGGCACAUCUAGUCACAAUUGUUGUAGCUCAUAGUUACAACUUUAAAGCAGCAUUAGAGGAUGUUCUCAAAAUACAUCACAAGGCUUCAUCUGUGGAUACCCCAGUCCGUAUUGUGCAGAAACAUGACUUGCCAGUCAGCAGUUCCACAUCAAGGUCAGAAUGUACACAUCCUUGUGUAGCACAGAAUUUAUCACAGAAACCAAAAGAUAGGAAUGUGUCAACUGUUACGAGAUCCAAGAUCUCUGUUCCCUUAGAACCUAUGACUACACCUGCCAGCUCUAUUGUCACCAGCAGCUCUGAGCAUCCCACUUUGUGGCAUGAAAUACAGGAAAGGCAAAGGUUGCAGAAGGAACAUCUGGGAAAGAUGCUGGAUAGACCUGGAAAUGCAGGAAAUGACGACAACAUGGGUGUUGUUGAACUGUGUGAUAGAGUACAGAAAGAUAAGAGGCAUACUGUGCGAGUGUCUGACACAGCUAACGUUACAUGUUUCACCAACUCAGAGAUUUGCUGGGAGUCUAAAAAGAAAGCUAAUGAUAGAAGCUCUGCUCAGAUGAAGAAUACUGAAUCUAAUAAAAGCACAAAUACUAGUGCUGACAAAGACAAUAGAGCAGAUAAUUCCAUUACAGAAACUCAGGUAAAGAUAGGUGGGAUUGAACAUUCUACAGACAGGGCGUCUUGCAGAAGUAGGUCACAAGCAAAAGUCAAGGCCAGUGAGAAAUGUACGGACAUGACACAGCACUACUUGGAUGCUAGAGCUAGUGAUGCUCUUGAAGAUGUGGUCAACACUGAGGUGACAGCAAGUGCUGAUAUCUUCUCCCUUCAAGCUUCUCCAGCAAAACACAGUGCUACGGUGUCUUCAGAAUGUGGAACAGAUAAAAUAGAUAACAAGCAGAUGCAACAGAAAUGCAGUAAGGCAAGUGCUGGGGAGCAAAGUAAGGAAUCAUGUGAUGGUGUUUGCAGUGCAACUACGGAGACCCAGCUUGCAAAGAUACCAGCUAGAUCCCUCAGAUCCAGAAAGAGGACAUGCACAGAUAAUGUCUCAGCCAAGCUAGAUGUCGAAAUAUCCCAAAGUGAUUCAAACCCUUCACAACUGGAUGUUAUACCAGGCACUCUUCCAGGAGCUAAGAGACCAGAUACAAGGCAGCUUCGAGGAAACAGGAACAUUCAGAAAAAGAAGAAAACUGAUGGUGACAUAUGUGAGGAUGAAAUCAUCAAGUCAUCCUUUGCAAGUAUUCCAGAAG
This is a messenger RNA of Candidula unifasciata, 1870 nucleotides long. Lineage: Eukaryota; Metazoa; Mollusca; Gastropoda; Stylommatophora; Geomitridae. The record is from the annotation of a GenBank genome assembly.